Molecule: messenger RNA, 2609 nt
Organism: Cydia splendana
Lineage: Eukaryota; Metazoa; Arthropoda; Insecta; Lepidoptera; Tortricidae
Gene: CPR55
Product: activating signal cointegrator 1 complex subunit 2 homolog
Exons: 3
Coding region: 139-975 (278 amino acids)
Cellular component (GO): chitin-based extracellular matrix
Molecular function (GO): structural constituent of chitin-based larval cuticle
Source: RefSeq, a predicted model, not a curated record
UAUUGUGGCUGUUGUAACUUCAGUUAGCCGGCGACAUUAUAAAUACAAGUGGCCGAAGGCGCGGCGCAUAAGUCUGUUGCGAUUGCGCGCUAUUGCACGCGAAGGCGGGAAAAGUUUGACGUUUCCAGAAAAGUCGCCAUGUUUGUUUUGAAGUCUGCACUCCUGCUGGCGGCAUUGUCCUGCGCCGCAUCACAGCAGGGCCCCACCACGACCCCGGUGCCGAUCCUCAAGCAGAUCAACCGACAGAAUGACGAUGGCUCCUACAGCUUCGGAUAUGAAGCAGCAGACGGCUCCUUCAAGAUUGAGACCAAGUAUCCCAACGGAGACGUAGCUGGAAAGUACGGAUACGUCGACGAGGCAGGAAAGCAGAGAGAGAUUUCUUACGGCGCGAGCAGUAAAAGGGGAUUCGAGCCGCAAGGAACUGGAAUCAUGGUCCCCCCUCCGACGUUGAACGAUCCAUCGUCCCACAACGCUCUCACCGACGGCCAGGAGGAUGACGGACAGUAUCGGGAGGACCCGAAAAUAUACGAAGACCCGAAGUACAACGGCCGCUCCCAAUCCCGCCCGAGCGCUAUCAGGCAAUUCUUGAAGCCAUCCCAGCCUGAACCUCAAUACCAACAGCAGACGUAUCAGCAGCCUCAGCAAUACCAGCAGCAGCAGUACCAACCUCAACAGCCGUCUGCUUUCCGCUCGGGUCCACUUUUCUCCCAGCAGACCAGUCUUUUCAACCAGGCUCCUCAAACUUUCCCUCAGGAAAGGCAGCAGAACCAAAUCUUCCACCAGCAGCCCCAGUUCUCUUACCAGGUCACUUCGCAGCCGCAGUACAACCAGUACCAACCACAAUAUCAGCAGCAGUACCAGCAACCGCAAAACUACCAGAAUUAUCAGACACAAAACUACAAUCCCUUCACAGGACACCCGGCGCAGAAUUUCGAUCCCAACACGGGGUCAUACACUAUUGACUUCACUGGUUAAUUUUAGUAAGAGAUAGGAUAUCCUAAUAGUGCAAAUCAAGUUUGGCAUGUUAUCAGGCAUGGUUUGUUUACAUAGAAAUUGAGAACGGUUUUAAAUACACUGCAUCUGAACAGGGUGCCUAGCCAAGGUGACAAUCGCUUGCGCUGCGUCAACGAAAUGACAAACUAUGUUUAUUAAGGUGUUAUUUACCCAAAGCAAUACGAAAGGAUUUUUUUUUUAAUUUUGUAUAUUUAGUGCUAGUCAAUUAUAAUGUGUAGAUAUAAUUUUGACUUUAAUGUAAUUACUGUACCUAACUAAUGUAAAGUACAUAAAGUAAUCAAUUAUCAUUUGUAUUUAGUAUGUUAUACUCGUAGGUGGUUACGAGUAUUAUGAAGUACAUGGAGUAUUGUAGGUACAUAUAUAUGUAUGCAACCUAACACAAUAGGUACACUCAGUUUACACUUACACACUAAUUAAAUUAUUGCACAAUCUAUAUUUCAAUGCUUUAAAUUAAAUAUUGACUUUGAUGAUAUGUAUUAUAUUAGCAGCCCCGUACCACGAGUUGACACUUGACGUUUACGUUAGCGACUUAGUAAACUCGAUCGCAGUACAUCUCCCUCGAUGUGUUGGUGCGAUACAGAGCAAAGAGAAUAUAAUCACUAAUACAGAGGGAAUACGAACGAGUUCACGCAGACGCUAACGUAAAUGUCUGGCACGAAGUAAUUAAAUUUCAGUGAUAUUGUGUGUUACCUAUAUAAUAUGGGAUCUAAAUUUACUUAUACAUAGGGUAAUACACCAGUAACUGGCCACUUUUCGUAACUGGCCGGCCAAAACAAAAAAAUGAAUUCUAUUCACCUAUAAACAGAAUUCAUUUUACAAGGAAGAGUACCCAACUGUCCGACUCCGAUUUGAUUUAUUUUGAUAUAUGUUAUAGAGUAGUCUAAAAUAACGGUCAUUUUUUUUAAAUGAGUUUGUGGUUUAAAAAAAAAAUAUAAUAAAUAAAUAUAAUAAAUAUAUUUUUAUAUAAAAAAUGAGUUUGUGGUGAAAUGACAAAACACGUCCCCAUUCUUUAUUCAUGUUCUCCAACAUAUAACGAAACCAGUAAUUAAUUAUCAAUUUUUUUGAACAAGUCUCUUCUCAGAAAUUAGAAGGUUUGGUCAAUUUUCAGUACUUUGAAGGCCACUUUCUCCUAACAGGUUGAGUUUGGGCAGCUAAAAAAAAAUAAGUGUCCGUUAUUUUAGACUACUCUAUAACAUAUAUCAAAAUAAAUCAAAUCGGAGUCGGACAGUUGGGUACCCUUCCGUAUAAGGUUUCAAGGCCAGAAACCUUAUACUAAAAUGAAUUCUGUUUAUAGGUGAAUAGAAUUCAUUAUUUAGUUUAGGGCGGAAAGUUACUAAAAGUGGCCAGUUACUGGCGAAUUACCCUAUAUUUAAUAUAGUCGCGUGUACAUAAACCAGGCUUGUCACAUUACUUUUCCUGUAAUUAGCAUACAUAUUAUAUCGCAUAUCGUAACAAGCUAACAUUCCCACUGCAAUGCUUUCUUAUGAAACAACCAAUAAAGAAUCAAUUAUUCUACGCUGCGUUUGAGUAUGACGCAAAAUGGCCGACGAGACGCGUGCCGAUUGUAAAUAUCGAUUAAAUAAAUGUUACGUGUA